GAAGAAGAAGAACGGCUGUAAAGAUGGCGGCUCCCAUAACGUGGAGGAGGCUGCGAUACUGUGUGUACAUGCCGGCCCUGGCUGGGGUUUUCACCCGAAUAUCAGACCGAUUCUUCCGUACACGCGAUCGGAGAAGAGGGUCAUCCUUGUUGCUCCUAGCCCCUCUCCUAGCAGAGGACGACUCCUCUCCCCUGCCUCUCUUCAGAUCCCCCGGGUCGACUGGAGCUCAGGGCACCGAUGGCCUCCAUGCCCGCUUCCUUUGGAUGGCAGAGCAUGUGCCCGCCUUCAGGGUGGCUGGCACACACAUCCACAUCCUCACCUCCCCUGACCAGUUUUACCAGGCAAUGAAGGCUCGAAUAAAGACUGCUAAGAGGAGAGUGGUGAUGGCCUCUCUGUAUCUGGGUACAGGACCCCUGGAACAGGACCUGGUGGACUGUAUGCAGGAAGCUCUGCAGCGUUCACAGGAGGUUGACAACUCCGACCUGCAGGUCUCCAUUCUAUUAGACUUCACACGCGGCUCACGAGGUCAGACUAACUCUAGGACCAUGUUGCUGCCGUUGCUGCAGCAGUACAGCAGUCGGAUGCGUGUGUCUCUGUACCAUACCCCUGAUCUGAGAGGGCUGCUCCGGCUCCUGGUCCCACAGCGCUUCAACGAGACCAUUGGGGUACAGCACAUAAAAGCCUACCUGUUUGACGAUGACCUCAUCAUCAGCGGGGCCAACCUGAGUGACUCGUACUUCACCAACAGACAGGACCGCUAUGUGCUCCUGGAGAACUGUUGGGAGGUGGCGGACUUCUUCUCUGAUCUGGUGGGUGCCGUGGGAGACGUGUCAUUACAGCUACAGCCUGACAACUCUGUCAGCAUGAUGAAAAACAUGGUGCACCCCUACAGAGGUAACCGGGAUGAUUUCUCGGCGUCGGCCCGGCAACACAUCAUGGAGGUGGUGAACACUGCUCGUAUGCGCCAAGACAUCGCCAACUCAGAACGUUUGAAGCGGGAGAGCAAGGGUGAAGAAGGGGGAGGGAAGGAGGACACUUGGGUUUUUCCUCUGGUUCAGAUGAAACCUCUGGGAAUACAGGUGGAUGAGCAGAUCACACAGCGUUUGCUGACAGAUGCGGGUCCCGGUGCAACUGUGUUUCUGACGUCGGGGUAUUUCAACCUGACAAGAGCCUACAUGUCGCUGAUUCUGGGGGUGGGCGCCGACUAUCAGAUCCUCACCGCCUCCCCGGAGGUCAACGGGUUUUUCGGCGCCAAGGGCAUUGCCGGGGAGAUUCCAGCGGCCUACAUCCACAUUGCCAGACAGUUCUACAGCAAAGUGUGUCAGCUGGGACAGCAGGAGAGAGUUCACCUUCACGAGUACCACAGAGCACACUGGACCUUCCACGCCAAGGGGCUGUGGUACUACCUGCGGGGGCAUGUGCGGCCGUGCCUGACUCUGAUUGGCUCUCCUAACUUUGGCUACCGCUCGGUGCACCGGGACCUGGAGGCCCAGAUCGCCAUAGUAACAGAGAACCAGGAACUACAGGCCCACUUGCAGGAAGAGCAGGAGAUGUUGUACCAGAGGUCUACAGAGGUGUCCAGCUCUACGUUCCAGCAGCCAGAUCGCCAUGUCAAGCUGUGGGUCAAAUUGGUCACUCCCCUCAUCAAGAAGUUCUUCUGAGAGAAACAGCCAAACAAAGGAGGCAGACAGCGGCCAGUACCCACUUGGCAGGCUUCUCCUUGGUCUUGAGGUUGAAGGUCCAGAUGAAGGUGGGACCCCUCAUGCGGGUCUUGUAGACGGGACACUCAUACACGUUCUUGGUCUCCUGUCGGUCCACCGGUACCGCCUUGAUGAAGAUCACCGGCAUGUUGGGGGUCAGCUCCUUCAGACGAGCAUCUGCUAUCACCCCUGUCUGUGUGUCCCAGCGUGCCCCUGUACAUACACAACCAGACACACACAUACCUACUGUAAAAAGUUUAACUCUAAACAUAUAAAAACAUAAUCUCUCCACAAUGAGACUGUAUGGUUGUGUAUAUCUACAGUACUGUACAAAUGGACCACUUAGUUAUUAAUGCCUGAGAAAUAGCAGCGUUUUUGUGGUGGAAACGAGUUGUGUUUUCCAUUAACUACAAACAUUAAUAUGCUGAGUACAUGUCAGCAGGAGGAAUGUUACUACAGGAUGUUUUCUACAUUCCAUAUCCAUUAGUUUUGUAUUGACAGUGGAAUCUGGUACAUGAUGAGAGUAGUGUGUGGGUCUGAAGGUGAAUACACAAACUGUGUGUGGACAGCCUGUGGAGUUUUGAGAUCCCUGGAGGAACCUUAAGAACAGUUGAGAGGAGAACUGAUCUAGAAGUGUUUACUAUGGUACUCUAACCAGCUCAUCCAGUGAGUCAUCCCAGGAACUGAACUUGAAAGUAAGUUGGAAUAGUAGAAUGCACAAGGUGCUAUUUAGAAAUUGGGUAGUGCAUCAGUUCCUCUUGUCAUAUCAGUCCUUCCAUAUAUUAGACAGCUAUUUAUUCAGAAAUGUCCAGAUCAACUAGCCCAUGUUAGCUAAUGUUUUUUUGCCCAUAGAUUUUAUUGUAAUAUUUGGGAACUCCUGCGCUAAACGGCUCAUACAGUGAGGCACCCCAGAAACUGAACUGGGCACUGUGUGUGUGGAUGGAUGACUCUGUAACCUAAAAGAUCAAUGUUUAAAAAAAAAAAAAAAAUAUGGUUUGACUGCACCUGUGUGUUAUUGACUGACUUCAUCUCCAGGAGAUGGAUGCUAAUGGAUAAAAUUGCCGCAAAUGUGUUAUACAGUAUCACUUUGGAGAUAAAAAAAAAAAAAUCCGGCAUGGCA
This is a messenger RNA of Oncorhynchus keta (chum salmon), 2820 nucleotides long. RefSeq names its product CDP-diacylglycerol--glycerol-3-phosphate 3-phosphatidyltransferase, mitochondrial-like. The record is from RefSeq and is a predicted model, not a curated record. Gene Ontology annotation, molecular function: CDP-diacylglycerol-glycerol-3-phosphate 3-phosphatidyltransferase activity. NCBI's taxonomy places the organism in Eukaryota, Metazoa, Chordata, Actinopteri, Salmoniformes, Salmonidae. The transcript is spliced from 10 exons. Gene Ontology annotation, biological process: cardiolipin biosynthetic process. The coding region runs from base 24 to 1661 and encodes 545 amino acids. Gene Ontology annotation, cellular component: mitochondrion.